AGUAAGGAAAUAAAAAAAUACAUCACGAAGUCAUUCGCAGUGUUGAUUAUGGAAUUAAAGGAAGCAAUGGCAGAAGCGCACAGUAUUGCGGCAUUGUCCGUUUCGUUAACACAUGAUGGUAUAUCGAUAUCGUAUGAUCAAGAAUUACUUAAUGAAAUUAUGCAUUCAUUCUUUCGAGCUUACAAGAAACGGGUUGCACGUUUUAAAAAUAAUUUUUAUAACGGUAUCUUCCCAGCCAAUGCUUAUACGAUGUGUAUAGUUAUAUUUGUUGUAAGCAUUUUAUCAGUUUCUCCCUAUAAUUUUUCAUUUGGUAUAUUAUAUUUACUGCGAUAUUAUAUCUUCAGCUCAUUUUUUGGAGAUGGAAUAUUUUCGCAAGCAUUCUCACUAGUGUUAUAUGGUAUUUUUGUAUGGUUCAUGAUAAUUCAAAUCAUUCGGCUAAGUCUCAAAUGUUUUUUGCUCUAUAAAGGUUGGAUGUAUGAAAAUCCGCAUUUGCAGCCAAUUUCAAAGAUAUCAAAGUUGUGGUUGACUGUCUUACAUUUGCUAUCAAAGGGCGGCCUGAUGUUGCAUUCAUUUCAAGGAGCCUUACCUCAUUUACCGUUACCGCGGCUAAACGAUACUCUUGAUAAGCACCUUUGUACGAUGCGUCCAAUAUGCACAGAUAAAGAAUAUGAAGAACUAGUUCAGCUUACAGAAGAAUUUCGUAUUGGAGUGGGACGGCAUUUGCAGUGGUAUCUGAUUAUUAAAUCCUUCUUUUCGAUCAACUAUGUUUCAGAAUGGUGGGAAGAAUUUGUUUAUUUGCGACAGCGUUCACCGAUAAUGAUUAAUAGUAAUUACUAUGGCCUGGAUUCAAUCAUAGCACAUCCGACACGUAAUCAAGCCGCUCGUGCUGCUACAGUGACUUGGGCGGCGCUUUUGUUUCGCCGAAUGAUAGAACGACAGGAAAUAAAACCGUUUUCGUUCUUGCCGCAGUACAAAAUACCUUUUUGUACCGCGCAAUAUGAGCGAUUGUUCAACAGUUGUCGUGUGCCAUGUUUGGAAAAGGAUAUCUUUUGUCAUUGGAGUGAUGCGAAACAUAUUGCGGUUUAUUGUAAUGGCUGUUGGUACCGUCUUGCCAUUCAUAAUGGGAAAAGAUUAUACGAGCCAUGCGAACUGCAAAAAGGUUUUGAAGCGAUAUUGAAUGAAAAAGUCAGCGUAGAUGCUGAAGAAAGUUGCAUUGCUGCUUUAACAGCCGGUGAUCGAGAUUUAUGGGCGCAAGCACGCAGAAAUCAUUUUGCUUCCGGAAUCAAUCAAUUUUCCUUGCAUACAAUUGAAAAAGCUGCAUUUGUAAUCAUACUAGAUGAGCAGGAAGUUUUCUAUGACUCCAAUGACCCGUCGAAAUUGGAUUAUUGGGCUAGUAGCCUACUUCAUGGUACUGGAUAUGAUCGUUGGUUCGAUAAGUCGUUCAAUCUCAUCAUUUUUAAAAAUGGACGUUUUGGUAUCAAUGCUGAACAUUCGUGGGGUGAUGCAGCAGUGGUGGCUCACUUCAUGGAAUUUUGUACUAUAAAAACACUUUGUGAAUAUAAUUACGAUGAAAAUGGAAGCACAUGUGGGAAAGUUGAAUUAAUUCCGAAAUACGAUCGUUUACGAUGGCAUAUUACUCCUGAAUUGAAUGUCACAAUAAUGAAGUGUUUGCAAACAACACGUGCAUUAAUUGAUGAUGUAGAAGUAGCUGUACUGGUUUGGACUAAAUAUGGUAAAGGCCUGAUAAAAAAGCUCCACGUAUCACCAGAUGGCUUUCUUCAGAUGGUUUUACAAUUGGCCUUCUACCGUAAUCAAGGGAAGUUUGCGUUGACUUAUGAAGCAACAACGGCACGUUUAUUCCGAGAAGGAAGAACAGAAACUGUUAGAUCGUGUUCCUCAUAUAGCUGUGACUUUGUGCACGCUAUGCUUGAUCCAAAUCAAACUCAUCAAGAGAGAUUGAGAUUGCUUCAUGCUGCGUGCAGAUAUCAUCAAACAAUGUAUCGUGAUGCGAUGUGUGGCAAAGGAAUUGAUCGACAUCUUUUUGCUCUGUACAUUGUUAUGCGCUACUUAAAAUUUCAAUCACCAUUCUUGGAAAGAAUAUUCCCGCCUACCUUUUUGCUUUCUACCAGUCAAACACCAAUCAGUCAAUGUGGAGAAGAAUUAAAAUACGUCAAUGUGGACCCUCAUGAAUUUGCCACUGCUGGUGGUGGUUUUGGACCAGUAGCUGAUAAUGGUUAUGGCGUUUCCUAUAUUAUUGUUGGCGACGACAUACUUUCUUUCCAUAUUUCAUCGAAACGUUCAGCGGAUAAUACGAGUUCAGCAAGAUUACGAGAUGAUAUCGCCAAAAGUCUUGAGGAUAUGAGCUUGCUUUUACAAUGAUAACAAAUCACCAAAAUCUUCAGAAUGGUCCAAUCAUUCAUUCAGCAACUGAUCGGAUAUAUGUGAUAGUAAAUGAUAAUAAAUCAGAGAUUUUCUUAAGCUAUUUUUUAUGUUAUGUUAGCUUCCAAGCUGUCUUUAAUGUACACAUACCAUAUCAUGCGAGAAUUUUGUAUAGUUAAUUAAGACUUGCUCAAUCUCACUUUUUUCUGACCUUCAACGAUAUUAUGUUUAAUUCAUCCAUAUACAUUUACAUAUAUAAUUUUGUUCCUAUCAUUAAAUAUACAUUCUCCAACACAGCGUAUAUCACUGGAUAGGUUUUUGAAUCAUUAGUCUACAUGUAAUAUUAAUAUAAGGAAAGAAUAGAUCAAACAUAUAAGUUGAUCAUGGAUAAUUGAGUUUAUGUUUUGCAUUAUUACAGCUCUGAGGGGAUCGAGCUGUCAG
Loa loa (African eye worm) is the source of this 2820-nucleotide messenger RNA. RefSeq lists its product as hypothetical. NCBI's taxonomy places the organism in Eukaryota, Metazoa, Nematoda, Chromadorea, Rhabditida, Onchocercidae. The transcript has 15 exons. The record is from RefSeq and is a predicted model, not a curated record. Gene Ontology annotation, cellular component: mitochondrion. Gene Ontology annotation, biological process: carnitine metabolic process; fatty acid metabolic process. Gene Ontology annotation, molecular function: carnitine O-palmitoyltransferase activity. The coding region runs from base 49 to 2379 and encodes 776 amino acids.